Messenger RNA from Cercopithifilaria johnstoni, 1008 nucleotides. Lineage: Eukaryota; Metazoa; Nematoda; Chromadorea; Rhabditida; Onchocercidae. The record is from the annotation of a GenBank genome assembly.
AUGCUUCUGCUGCAAAAGAUCGGUUUAUGGAUACGUGAUAGAUUUACACUUUAUUAUGUUAUCGUCGCGAUAUUCCAGUUGUUUGGAGCUUUUGCGGUGGCUUUUGCUUCGCCUUUCCUUCUCAGACAGUUUCUUCUUCCUUCAUUGGUGAAAUAUACGGUACCACUGCAUUUCAAUUUCGAAACAUGCCGUGAACAACUUGCUGGUAUUUGCUCAUUUCCAACUGCUACGGUAGAUUUCUCGAUGGAAAAUCCGAAAUUAUCAUCAGGAGAAUAUUAUGAAAUGAGCAUUGAAAUUGUUCUAUCAGAAUCAACAGUCACCUCAAAUGUUGGCAUUUUCCAAGCUGUCGUUGAAUUGGUGGACCAACUAAAUAUGAAAAAGAUAUUUCGGAAGUCCUGUUUUGCGAAUAAACAUCAUGGUAUUAUAUAUCGUAUAGGCCGGGGUUGGUGGAAUUUGGCGUGCAAAACACUAUUAUUCCCUGCUUAUUUCUUUGGACUGGUGACUACGUUAGAUGAUCGUAAAUUAGAAGUCAUGUUCACGAAUCACUUAGUUGAUAGUGAUCUAGCAAAUAUUGCAGUACUUUAUGUACAACUUCAAAAUCGUUUUGUUGAGGUAGAAUCAGGGAAACUCUUGUUCAGGGUUCGCUUGUGUUCAUUACGUAUUUUUCUUCACGAUUAUCCAAUAGUUUCUUCUUUGCUGAUCAUCAUCUUUACGUAUUUUACCUGCCUGACAGGAAUUACUCUUUAUUGGAUGCUGCAGGUCUUUUUUGGUUCUUCCGGCCUUUCUAACUUAAGCUGCACUACAACGACAGACGAGACGAAGAGAUCGUCUGCUGCGCUGGAAGUCUAUGCUGAAACAGCAGCAACUGAGGGUCACUUUCAACUAGAAAAGUCAGAAGUAGAAGGGGAUGCGACAUUCCUCAUUUGGAAUGAUUUAAGAAAGGAUUCAAAUAAAGCUUCAGAAAGUUCCCUGCAUCGACGCCAACAAAAAGAACGAACGAAGGAGUGA